CUAUCUUUUUCUUUCUAACUAAUCUGGACGGUAACCCCGAGUCGCGCCAACAAUUUUUUUGGCGGGUAUUCCUUCCUUUUCUCUUAUUUCAAUUGCAAUCCCUCUUUAGCUCACCAAUCUAUAACUUAUGAAAGUAUCUCACUUCAGCUUAAUCGCUUCUCCCUUCUCUCUAUUGCUUCCAAUCUCUCCUCUCGCUGAAACCUAGUCGGCGACUACGAGUCUUCCAUCCCAGAGGGCCAGCACUGUGAUUAAUGACCAUACACUGGUGAGAAAAAUACAAUUUCUACUUUCAUCCAAUGGAGUUACGAAGUUGCGUUCAUUUACAUUUUAUCCUGGCUGCUAAAGGUGGUUUGGUAACAAAAGCCUUGAAUGUGUAUCAUGGAAGGCCCGCACUUAAGUUCAAGAAGGUAAAAGAUCUAUAUGAAACUGAAGAUGAAAAUUCUCUUGAGCCAUUUCCAGUGUAUAGACCAAAAGCUGAGUUUCAAUGUGGUGAGGCAGAAAGUGUACAUGUACUCACAGAAGAAAGAAAAAUAGAAAGUGAUGGUGAAACUGAAACUUCAGAGUCUAACAGCAAAGGUAUUGAUGUUGGAGCAAGGGAAAUAGAUGACCUUACCUUUGGCAACAUGACACUGAAACAAAUUAAAGAGAGAUGUAAAGAGAAGAGGAGGAAGUUCUCCACAUAUGCCGGUUUGUGCAAACAAAGUAUUGAAACUGGUUCUCUUGUUAAAGGGAACAAUAUAAACUCACAGUCUGAGGAGGAUGAAUAUGAUAUUUUGGAGCCACUCAGCUGUUGGAAAUCCAGAAUUCUAAACAAGAAGAAGGCCAAUAAAAAAGGCAGAAAUAAAACUGUCCAUGCUUCACCUCAAACUGACCUAUCUAUUAUGGAGUUUGAGGGAAUCCCCAGUGAUGAAAUUAUCUUUCAAUUUAGUGAAAAAUUUUCAUCUAUUGAUGUCAAACUUGAGGUUCCGGAGUUUACUUGCAAAGAUAUGAUUAUCUUUUCUUCAGAUUCCUCUUUUACUUGUAACGAGCUAGUGGCCUAUAAUGGAGUGGCACCUUGUGAAAAGCCUGAGGCAGCUAAUGGUUAUUAUUUGGAUAAUGGAACAUCAAUGGUAGCCAUUGAAGAGCCAGAUACGGCUAAAGGCUCUGUUUCUCAAAUUGGGAUGUCUGUGAUAAUCGGUGAAGAGUUGACAACUAAUGCUUGUGGUGUUGAAACCCAGAUGCCGAUUUUCUUCAGCAACGAGCCUCGGUGUUGUGCUACUAAUGGAGAAUCUUAUGAAUACAUGGAGCAUUGGGAUCUUAAAUCAAUUCCUGAUGUAAAAUCCUCAGGCAGGGAGAUAAUGCUGGAAGGUAUUGCAGAAGAGAUCAAUAAUAAAAUUUCAGAUUUUUCUUCUUUAGAAGCACAGAAAGACGAUAUUAUUGUAGAUCAUCCCAAAAAUGAUUCCUCUGAAUCUUCUUCCUGUGAGGAUCAUAUACCUACAUUGCGACCCCAAAGUUUUCAUUGUGUGCAUGAGAAGUCAUGGAAGACUAGUAGCAGCCAGAUUCAAAUGCCGGAUGUCACCGUUAAUAAUAAUCUUCAACGCAUUGACCUUAGCAAAAGAAGCAAUUCAUGUUUUCCUGAGAAUGAAAAUAAAGAUGGUGCAAAAGUUAUUGUAGCCAGUUUCAUAAGCUGCAAUAACAGAGAUUAUAGUUCACUUUGGAGUCGAAAUUUACAUUCAAGUCCAAGAAGCUGUUUAGUUUCUGUCGCUGAUAAUUCUCCUACAGCUGAGGGAAAACAAUCACCAUCUUCUGCUUGUGCUGAUGCAACAACAAGCUGUUCUCCAGUCAUCAACUCAUGCAUUGAUGAGCCUGUGAUAUCAGCAAAUCUGGAGGAUUGUCAUCGCCCAAAGAUGCAAGAUCCUCCUGAAAGGCUCUUUUCAACUAGAAAGGUCAUCUCCCCAACUUCUCAGAAAAGGCUACGUGAAGCUAUGGAAUCUAUUGAGUUAGAUGAUGAACAAUACUACAGGUAUGCAAGGAAGCUAUGCUAUAGGAAACAGAACGAGCAUAAGAAUAGUAGACUUGAAGGACCCGGUCAGCUCAAGAGAGCUGAAGUCAUCACUAGUCCCAAGAAAGUUGUUGGGAAACCAAGGAUAUGCAAAAAUGGUUUUCAUCAAAAUGAUAUUCGCAAGGUUCCUCAUACCUCUCAUUCCGCACAAUGUUUUAGUUCUGGGCGCACCUCUACCCGAAGUUCUUCAGAGAGUGUCAUUCUUUUCUCACAGCAACAGAUGCAUGACAUUGAAUCUGUUGUAACUAAACUUGCAAAAGAGUUGCAGCUCAUGAAGGACAUAGUUGAAGAAACAUCGCAGUCCAAAGUUUAUCCGGCUACAUCCUUGAAAUAUAGUGCAGAUGAGAUAAGACUUGCCAUACAAAGUGCAACAAAAGUUGAAGAAAGUGCAAGAAGAUCACUUUCUAUCAUGGCCAGGGACUGCAACCGUUUUUGUAAACUCAUGAAAUUGGCCGAGAAAGAUUCUGCUGCUUCUCGAGAUGGGUUCUGCAAGAAAAGGAAGAUUGUUUUUGCUGAUGAGGCUGGUGGAAAGCUAUGUGAUUUCAAGACUUUUGAGGAUGAAAUGGCUCCUUUUGUGGAGCCUAAGGGAAAGAAAACGGGAUCUGUUGAUUAAGAGAUGGAAAUCUUGCUAGCUGUACAAUUAUACAUCUAAUUAUGGAGUUCAAGCGCCAAAUUCGAUUCUCAAAGAGACUGUUAAGGCAUAUCUCCGGACGUAGUCUUAUGUUAUGCCUGAGGGGUGGAUUGGAAUGGAGAUAGGUACUACAGCUACAGAAUAGGAAGAGCUGCGACCAAAUUUAUCCUCAAGCAUGCCCGGUCUCAUCUCAUAUUGUUUAUUUCUUAUUCUCUUUUUAACAUGGAUAAUGCUUUGAGCUAUGUUGUACACAUCUUGUAAUAAAAAUACCUAUGCAUUCUUAACGACAAAGGUACAUGCAUCAAGCGGGGAUUCAAU
Manihot esculenta (cassava) is the source of this 2990-nucleotide messenger RNA. RefSeq lists its product as uncharacterized. The transcript has 6 exons. NCBI's taxonomy places the organism in Eukaryota, Viridiplantae, Streptophyta, Magnoliopsida, Malpighiales, Euphorbiaceae. The record is from RefSeq and is a predicted model, not a curated record. Bases 297 to 2654 code for a protein of 785 amino acids.